Gamsiella multidivaricata is the source of this 958-nucleotide messenger RNA. RefSeq lists its product as uncharacterized. NCBI's taxonomy places the organism in Eukaryota, Fungi, Mortierellomycota, Mortierellomycetes, Mortierellales, Mortierellaceae. The record is from RefSeq and is a predicted model, not a curated record. The transcript is spliced from 6 exons. Bases 143 to 805 code for a protein of 220 amino acids.
AGUCAAGAGUAUCCGAGGCUUUGUUCCGAGUGGAAACGGGAUACUAGUCUGGUUGAAGCCUUUUGGCAGGAGUUGCAAGUCGAGGAAAUGGAGCUGCGUGAGAAUAUCAUUGAUCAGCAGCAAACGCUAGAUCUCAAGGAGAAUGCUACGGCCCAACUUGGAGCUGCUUAUAGAUACUAUACUCGAAGUGCCAGAGACAAAUUCGCCAAAGAUGCCGAUGACUCUGUGGCGAUCAUCAAGAACAGUGCAUCGAGUAGGGUUGAUGAUGCUGGGAAAGAAAUCUUGCCCACACAGAUUGAAACUCGUCAAAAAGGAGCCCAGCAGAAGCAAACAGCGGUACCGAGGCAUGGAUAAGUGCAAAUUCUGGCAUCUAAAGUCAGGUAGAGAUGUCGAGACAGUUCUAUUUGAAGCCAGUCUGGGUGGCGCAGCCACAUUUCGGAUAAGAUCAUAUACUAUUGAUUACGAUUGUCCUUUGACUCGAGCAUUGUUCACAAAUGAAGAAUGGUCAGAGUUGUGUGAGCAGAGGGCAUUCGAUGUACCAGAUCUCUGCAAGACCACGGAACAAUAUCUUGUCUCUCUUCGGAAGGCUCUGAACCGUGGUGAUCAUGUCACCACUGUGCCAAUCCCCAAAACAGACGUUAUAGCUUGUGAAUUGGCCCUAUUGUCUAUAAUUCAGUGGACACAAAUAUACAAGGCAAACCCCUCACCAUUUGAUAAUAUCACAGAGACGUCUGAAGCAUUUUGGUGUCGAGAGGGCUGGCCCCUGCUCCGGAGAAUCCUGGAAACGUUGAUGGGAUUACGAUGAUAGAUGGAGAGAAGGCAACCUAUGAGAGCAAGAACCGCAGGAACAAAGGUCGUCGUCUUGAUGUCGAAGGACAGGCACCGAGGAAGCGAAAGGGCAAGAAUGUCGAUAUGGUGGGUCGAGACAUUCGGGAUCAGAAAGAUUGGUUCAUUGUUG